Euleptes europaea (tarantolino) is the source of this 1257-nucleotide messenger RNA. RefSeq names its product regulator of G protein signaling 20 (gene RGS20). NCBI's taxonomy places the organism in Eukaryota, Metazoa, Chordata, Lepidosauria, Squamata, Sphaerodactylidae. The transcript has 6 exons. The record is from RefSeq and is a predicted model, not a curated record. Bases 135 to 1220 code for a protein of 361 amino acids.
ACUUCACUUGCCUUGAUGCAAGAAGUUAAUCUUAUGCUGCUUUCAUUUACUUCAGUGUCUGAAUUUUGGGCGUGUUUCCUGAAAAAUGGUGUCAUUUUCCCAAGAGAACUGAGUGUGGAAUUGAAUUCCAAAACAUGCCUUUUUAUGAUCUGUCAAGGUGGAGGCACUAUCUCUUUUCCAUUAGAACAUCAAGCACAACUGCAGAAGAGGAAAAUGAAGGCACCACUAAGAAAAUGCAGCCAUUUCUCAAGAUUCCCCUGUACCUUCCAGCCCUGUUGCCAACUUUCCCUUUUUUUUCCAGUCCGUUCUUUCAGCCUCUGUCCCGUCAUCCUCUCCUCCUUCCAUCUUUUCCAGCUGCCCCCUUCUGUAACAUCUCACCCUUCCCAAAAGGGACUCGGCUCCGGAGGGAAGCAGCAGCUCUGGGUCCACUCGACACCUUGCUAGGAGGCCUCUUGAUAGAGCUGGCCUCACACAGCUGCAUCUCCUUGGAGACCCUCAGAUGCCCUCAGUGUAAAGCAGCAACAUUUGGGAAACCCGGGACUCCCCCCAAACAACCCAGUGAUCCCAUGGGAUCAGAACGGAUGGAGAUGCGGAAGCGGCAGUCAUCUGCGGCCCAGGAGACACCGAGCUCCACACAGGCACAGCCUGUUGAAGGAAACCGAGGUUCCAAUGCCUGCUGCUUCUGUUGGUGCUGCUGUUGCAGCUGCUCUUGUCUUACCGUUAGGAAUCAAGAUGAGAGAACAAGAGCAGCAUCACAUGAACUUAGAACAGAUGCCAUUCCAAGUUGCGAAGAAAGCUCAACACCUACUCUGGAAGAUGUUAAUGACUGGGGCCAAUCAUUUGACAAGUUAAUGAGGACACCAGCAGGAAGAAAUGCUUUCAGGGAGUUCCUCCGAACAGAAUUCAGUGAAGAAAAUAUGCUUUUCUGGAUGGCCUGUGAGGAACUAAAGCGAGAAUCCAACAAAAAAAGAAUUGAAGAGAAAGCAAGGCUAAUAUAUGAAGACUAUAUUUCUAUCCUUUCUCCAAGAGAGGUCAGCUUAGACUCCAGAGUAAGAGAAGUUAUCAACCGGAAUAUGCUGGAACCAUCAAAACAUACUUUUGAUGAUGCUCAACUCCAGAUUUACACUUUAAUGCACAGAGACUCCUACCCGCGGUUUAUGAACUCUGCUGUUUAUAAGGACUUGGUUCAGUCAGUCUCUGAGACGUCUGCUGAAGCAUAGAAAUUAAUGUACUUUACACACACACGAUACUCUGGAC